Sorex fumeus (smoky shrew) is the source of this 529-nucleotide messenger RNA. It is a transcript of the gene CSDC2, whose product is annotated as cold shock domain containing C2. Lineage: Eukaryota; Metazoa; Chordata; Mammalia; Eulipotyphla; Soricidae. The record is from RefSeq and is a predicted model, not a curated record. The coding region runs from base 40 to 501 and encodes 153 amino acids. The transcript is spliced from 3 exons. Gene Ontology annotation, cellular component: cytoplasm. Gene Ontology annotation, biological process: regulation of mRNA stability. Gene Ontology annotation, molecular function: mRNA 3'-UTR binding.
ACGCCUGGGAGCCCCGCCGCCUCCCCACCAGGCCCCACCAUGACGUCGGAGCCCACCUCGCCCCCUGUCGUGCCCCCGCUGCACUCCCCCAAGUCCCCUGUCUGGCCCACCUUCCCCUUCCACCGUGAGGGCAGCCGGGUCUGGGAGCGCGGCGGCGUCUCCGCCAGGGACCUGCCCAGCCCGCUGCCCACCAAGAGGACCAGGACGUAUUCGGCGACCGCCCGCGCGUCGGCCGGGCCGGUGUUCAGGGGCGUCUGUAAGCAGUUCUCACGCUCCCAGGGCCACGGCUUCAUCACGCCCGAGAACGGGUCCGAGGACAUCUUCGUGCACGUGUCUGACAUCGAGGGUGAGUACGUGCCCGUGGAGGGUGACGAGGUGACCUACAAGAUGUGCCUGAUCCCGCCCAAGAACCAGAAGUUCCAGGCCGUGGAGGUGGUGCUCACGCAGCUGGCGCCGCACACGCCGCACGAGACGUGGUCGGGCCAGGUGGUGGGGUCCUAGGCUGGGGCGCCGGGCCCCCUCCCUGUAU